ACAUAAAGGAGAAUCAGUCGUGGUCGCCAAAGCCAGGGUCUACCGCUCUCGGAUAUGGGUUUACUGAGAACGAUUGUCUCCUUCCUGCGUUCAAUGGUAUCUCUCUGGCAGAGGAUGGUCGUGUGACCAAACGCGACGUGAGCAAGUGUCUCUCUUCCUUCUAUGACCCUCUUGGUAAAUACUUAGAAGUAAGUAUGGCUGCCCGUAUGCUAUGGAGGAAGGUGGUGAUUACCGUCAACGACAAGUACAAAGGUGUCGUUCCCGAACAGUCUUACCAAUGUAUCGUCCCGGCCAACCUUGUUCAAGAGAUCAACUCUUGGGUGGACCAUGUGAAGGGUCUCGCAGAUUCCCCGGUACCCCG
Messenger RNA from Perkinsus marinus ATCC 50983, 361 nucleotides. RefSeq lists its product as hypothetical. The record is from RefSeq and is a predicted model, not a curated record. The annotation marks the transcript as partial. The transcript has a single exon. NCBI's taxonomy places the organism in Eukaryota, Perkinsozoa, Perkinsida, Perkinsidae.